Molecule: messenger RNA, 851 nt
Organism: Neopsephotus bourkii (Bourke's parrot)
Lineage: Eukaryota; Metazoa; Chordata; Aves; Psittaciformes; Psittacidae
Product: tensin-1-like
Exons: 7
Coding region: 405-812 (135 amino acids)
Source: RefSeq, a predicted model, not a curated record
UGUUGUCAUCAGUAAUACAGCUUGAAACGUAAAGCGGUACACAUACAGGGAGAGAGUUUGACAUUUAGCCUCACUUUCUGUCUUUUGGAGGCAAUAAUUGUUCCUACCUCUUGCAAAGCAGCUUCAGGUUCUCAGGUAUCAUGUGCACGAUGACGCCUGUUGUUGCUUAACCAGGUGGAAUUGCGCAUCCUGUGCAUAGAGCAGGGCAGUGUUGCUGCUGUGAGAGAAGAGGGAAGUGAAGGGUUCUGUCUGCUGAGAGGUAGUUCUGCUGAUGGGAUGAGCAAGCUCCAAACGGGCAGGAAACCCUCGUGGUUGCUUUUAAGCUUGGAGUUUAGGAAGAGCUGAGAACUGGACAGCCUUGAGAACCGGGCCCUUGCCAGUGAGAAAAUGGUUUCUUAUUCCUGAUGGCACUUCUGAGCUCUGAGUUGUGUUCCUCAGCUUUCAUUCUGAGUAUGGCUGACAACAGCUCGUCUGGAGAGUUGGCUGGUGGACAAACCGAGCCUCAAGAAACAGCUUCAAGGUCUCACACCUUCAAAGCCAAGUCUUUUAAGAAAUCCAAAAUCUGUGGAAUCUGCAAACAAGUAAUUGAUAGCCAGGGCAUUUCCUGCAGAGUUUGCAAGUAUGCCUGCCACAGGAAAUGUGAAGAAAAGGUGGUGACACCCUGCAUCUUUCCAAGUAACUACGAGCUGACUAAUAACUCUGAGGCUGUUAAAAAUCAUGUAACCAGAACUAAUUCCAGCAGCGCUUCGAAGAGCUCCUCUUUCAGUUGUGACAAAGCAUCACGGCAAGUAUUUCUUUCCUAUUUUGUGUAGUACUGUCACAUAGUGCUGUGGUGGGUUUAGGUUUUGUUA